AAGUUAAAUAUAUAGUGAAUAAGUAAUACGCCUGAGGUAAAAUAAUAUACAGAUUAAAGCGAAGUGUGAUGACAGUUUAGGCGUUACUACGUGAUCGAAUUUUGGGAAUAAUAAUUGUAUUUAAGCAAUGAGGUAACGACGAAUUGACGAAAUGUUUCAAAGUCCAGGGUGUCUUUUAUACCUCCUGGCCGUCUGCGCGAUGCUGCAAUUCGGCCAUGGUGAUCAGUGCUUAACGAGGCGUAUAUUCAAAGAAGUAACGCCGAAGCGGAUCGUUCAAUCGGAAGGAAAAUCAUUGGACAUCAGAUUCGAAUUAUCGAGACGAGUAACGCAGCGUUUGACGUCCAGAAUAAUGAAAAUAUUCCUGACCGAGGUGCUCGGUUACUCGGCCGUUUCGCUAGUUGAAAAAGACGAUCAUUUUAACGCAGCGGAGGUUUUUGGUAGACUGUCGGAAGCCCAACACCCUGAAAGCAUAAUACCGGAAACAAUGGUGAACAUGGAAGUGUGGCUUCCAGUGCAAACGGACACAGCAGUUUACAUGGAGUACUACCACGUAAAGGAGUGCGGUUUUGCGGCACCACCAGGCUACUUCGGAUGGUUCGUGCCGCGAAAAUUGUGGAAAUCGAACCGGAUGUCAAGCAGCUGGGAGAUGUUCGCUGAUAGCGAAAGAGCGUCAAAUUUUCAACCAGAGAACGAGAUCAUCGACGAAAUAAAAAAGGCAACGCUGAUACCGGGCUCCAAUUACCAGCAUUACUGCACCCAGAAGGAUAAAUGUCAGGAAGGAUUUUACGUGCCGGAUCGAUGCGCGAAAAAGAAAAGUAGUUCUUCAACGAACACGUUACUCGGUGAUGACGAGGAACGAGGUGUAACGGAUAGUUGCGCCCUCCUGCUGACGAGCGAUCCCGACGUGACGAGUUUCGUCAAGGAUGACAUAGAGCGUCUGAAAUUGUACGUCAAGGUCGCCUGGGUAGGUCCGCAUUUAAAGAACCUUACCGAAUGGAUCACAGAUCGAUACGCGGGCUCAAAAUCCAACAGAUCGUUGGUCAUACUUCACUGGAAUCCCAGCGACCUUGUACCGAGUGAUCGGGACUUCGUAUCCGUUGAUUUUCCAAGAUGUGACUUGAACGACGAGAAGUGUCCCUACGGUUCGAAUAGAUUGACGAAGCUGGUCUGGGCCGAGCUUGAAAAGAUAGCGAAAAUCGCUUACCAGACGAUAAAGAACGCGUAUUUCAACAGUAGCAUGUAUCAGGAUCUGAUCGCCAGUUACAACAACGACACGUCCGAGGAAAAGGUCGCCUGCGAUUGGCUCAACAGAAAUCUUGAGUGGACGUUGAAGAACUGGGGAACCGAGGAUAAGAACAAGACCGUCCUUACCAUAGGAGGUAUCUUUCCGAUGACCGGCUCAUCGUACAAGGCUAGAUCGAUCCUGGUAGCGGCAAACAUGGCAACGGAAUCCGUCAACUCCAACAACACCAUCCUCAAGGACUACAGCGUCGACCUCCUGGCUCACGACGGACAGUGCAAGUCGGACAUGGUGAUGAAGUCGUUCAUUGACUACAUCAUUUAUCGGUACCAGACGCUGAUCGGGAUCCUGGGUCCAGCGUGCUCGGAAACCCUCGAACCGUUGAUCGGUGUCUCGAAGCAGUACAACACCAUGAUAGUCAGCUACAGCGCGGAGGGUUCGAGCUUCGAUGACAGGACGAGCUAUCCUUACUUCUUUCGCACCAUUGGCGAGAACAAGCAGUACAAACACGUCUACCUUCAGCUGUUGGAGAAGAUGGGAUGGCGCAGGGUGGCCGCCCUGACUGAGGACGGUCAGAAGUACACCGAGUACAUAUCACACAUGCAGGACUUUCUCCAGGAGAACGGAAUCACGUUUGUCGACAAUGCUAAGUACCCGAGGGAUAGGGAGAUCGACGUUAUGCGGAGGUAUUUGGAUAACCUGAAGAAGAAACGAGCGAGAAUUAUUAUAGCCGACGUUUACGACGAAGUCGCGAGGCAAGUCAUGUGCCAGGCUUACAAGCUGGAAAUGACUGCCUAUCACGGUUACGUCUGGUUCCUUCCGUUGUGGUUACUACCUGGUUGGUACGAGACGGAGCGUUACAACGCCGAGGGUGAAACUGUGCCGUGUUCUAACGCAGAAAUGGCGAAAGCUGUGAACGGCUACCUGGGAAUAACGCACUCCUUUUGGGCCCCGGACGACGAGAUUAUGCAGGAAAACAUAACGGUGAAAGAAUGGCGUCAACGUUACGAAGCCAAGUGCGAGAAGCAGAAUCUUCUGCCGUCCGAUUACGCCGGUUACGCUUACGACGCGACCUGGACCUACGCCUACGCGAUGGACCAGCUGCUGGCAGAAAACGAGAGCUACGUGUUCGCUCUUCACCACGAACAAACGGCGAAGAGACUCAAGGACAUAAUAAGCCGCACAGACUUCUACGGAGUGUCAGGAAGGAUAAAGUUCCUUGGAGGAGCCUCGCGGAUAUCCGUCGUUGAAAUCGUUCAGCACGUCAAUAACGAGACGAAGAAAAUCGGCCUGUUUCAUCCCAACGUAUCGGACACUCACAACGAAGUUAUGGGCGGUCAUUUGGACCUCAAUAUGUCCGCGAUAGUAUGGCUAACUGGGGAAAAACCUGACGAUGGAACUUUGAAGCCAGACAAAUGCGUGUUUUCCAGUAUCGCCGAACUUCUCGAUGUAACCUGCGAAGUUGCCAUCAUCAUCGUAAAUAUCAUCGGUUUUAGUUGUCUUGGCAUCCUACUCAUCGCCGGGUUCGUCGUGAUAAAGAGAAAAUACGAUGAGAAAGUUCGUCUGCACGAGAGGUACAUGAAAUCGCUUGGAAUCGACUUGCUGCAAACGGACACAUCGGGUCUAGAUAAAUGGGAAAUACCGCGUGAAUGUGUCGUGAUAAAUCGCAAGCUUGGUGAGGGAGCUUUCGGCACCGUUUACGGAGGCGAAGCUUUCUUCGCGGAAAAAGGAUGGCUCGCCGUGGCGGUAAAGACGUUGAAAGUUGGAAGUUCGACCGAAGAGAAAUUGGACUUUUUGAGCGAGGUCGAAGUGAUGAAGCGUUUCGAGCACAAGAACAUCAUCAAACUUCUCGGCGUCUGUAUUAAGUGCGAACCGGUUUACACGGUUAUGGAAUUCAUGCUGUACGGGGAUUUGAAAACCUAUCUCUUAGCCAGGCGUCACCUCGUCAACGAUCGCAAUUACGAAGAAUCCGAUGAAAUAUCUAGCAAAAAAUUAACCGCUAUGGCUCUCGAUGUGGCAAGAGCUCUCAGCUAUUUGGCACAGCUGAAAUACGUUCACAGAGACAUAGCAUCGCGUAACUGUCUGGUGAAUGCUCAACGUGUUGUAAAAUUGGGUGACUUUGGUAUGACUAGACCAAUGUACGAGAACGACUACUAUAAAUUCAACAGAAAAGGAAUGCUACCGGUGAGAUGGAUGGCCCCCGAAUCCCUGGGUCUGGGAAUAUUCACACCAGCAUCCGACGUGUGGUCCUACGGUGUUCUACUCUACGAAAUAAUAACCUUCGGAAGUUUUCCUUUCCAAGGUUUGAGCAACAACGAGGUACUGGAGCACGUCAAGACGGGACACACGAUAACCAUUCCAUCUGGAAUAAAGGCUCCCCUGGAAAACCUUAUACGUUCCUGCUGGAAAAUCGACCACAAGUUGCGACCAAACGCGCCGGAAAUCGUCGACGUCCUCGCCACAAAUCCGCGGCUGUUAUCGCCGUGCCUUGACGUCCCCUUGGCGAGUGUGCAGCUCGAGCACACGGGUCAAGUCGACAUUCAGCUGCCGGAAAAGUUCCGUAAAUUUUCUGUAUCGAUGAGGAGAUCGUCGCAGAGCGCGGCUUCACCGUCGUCGAGAACACUGACGACUUCCGUCGUGAGUUCCAAAACGCCGCUGAUGAUGGGAAUCGAAGAUGACAGAAGGACCAUCGGAAGUGGUCGAGAAUUGAAUCGCGACAGUUUCAUAAGCGCGAGACCAUCAGGCUUUGGUAACUUGACAGAAACGACGGGGGAGAGUUCAAGGCCUUUGCUGAUGACGGAUAACGGCGGACUUCCGGUUGUCGAGAACUCCGAUUCCGAUCAGAAAUCCAAAUACCUCGAAUUGCAGCGUUUCGUAAGCGGCGGAAAUUCCGCGGACGGUGGUGAUAAAAUUUCGGCGAGAUACGUGAACAUGCGACCGGGAAUGGACGCGGAAAUUGCCGGAAUAUGCGAGAAAAACGUUGAUCAUGGCAACGUUUUUUCGACGACGACGACGACGAAGACUCCCGAAGCUCGUGCCAACGGCGACGUUACCGAGGGGCAUGACCCCCUGAUUCAACGCGCACCUUUCCUUUGACGUCACAACCCUGUUUUGUCACAUUGCGUGCAGGAUUACGAACCUACGAUUAAACCAGUGUCACGCCUUCUUCUAGCCCAAUUUAUCAAUUUUUGUGUGCGAUGUACGCAGGGUUAUGAAAUGUGCAAACGUGUAUACAUAUACAGUACAAGAUGCGCGUCCGUCACAUCGUUAAUGGCGCCAUUAAGGUGUAUUAUAUUUGACAAAUUAAGGUAGAUUGUUUGCCCGGGCAGAAAUUGAGUCGUUAUACAUAUAACAAGAAUGAUAAAUUAAAAUGCAAGUGACCUAUAAAGCGUGAGAAUAUUUAUAGGCGUCAAUCGACAUUCGAGAAAUACUUUUCUUUCUCAACGAUCUUUGUCGAAAAUCGAU
Diprion similis is the source of this 4705-nucleotide messenger RNA. RefSeq lists its product as uncharacterized. Gene Ontology annotation, molecular function: ATP binding; transmembrane receptor protein tyrosine kinase activity. The transcript is spliced from 10 exons. NCBI's taxonomy places the organism in Eukaryota, Metazoa, Arthropoda, Insecta, Hymenoptera, Diprionidae. Gene Ontology annotation, biological process: multicellular organism development; protein phosphorylation; positive regulation of kinase activity. The coding region runs from base 152 to 4336 and encodes 1394 amino acids. The record is from RefSeq and is a predicted model, not a curated record. Gene Ontology annotation, cellular component: signaling receptor complex.